Loxodonta africana (African savanna elephant) is the source of this 3102-nucleotide messenger RNA. RefSeq names its product glycerate kinase (gene GLYCTK). The coding region runs from base 1409 to 2980 and encodes 523 amino acids. Gene Ontology annotation, cellular component: cytoplasm. Gene Ontology annotation, biological process: protein phosphorylation. Gene Ontology annotation, molecular function: glycerate kinase activity. Lineage: Eukaryota; Metazoa; Chordata; Mammalia; Proboscidea; Elephantidae. The record is from RefSeq and is a predicted model, not a curated record. The transcript has 5 exons.
CACGGGUACUUCCGGUUCCUGCGUUAGGUGACGAGGAGUGGAGCCGUGGGGCGAGAAGGCUGAAGACCAUGCAGCCUAAGUGGCCCAGGGCCGGACGCUGCCAGGUUACUUGGGUGUGAGAUGAACUGACGUUUGGGUUCCAGGUUUUCUGUGCAGAGCCCUAGGCUGUCAGGGGGAGAGGAGCACAGUAAGUAGUCUUAAUCUCAUCCUACCUCUCGUUUUGCAGGUGAGGCUCAGCCACUCAGGACAGCUGUGGUAGAGCUGGAAUCCUGACCCCAGCCUCCUUCCCCUGCUCAGUCCACACUUGCUGAUACAGUCAGUAUGCAGCAUUUAUGGGAGGCAUUUAUUAAAGUAGAUGCCUUUUUACGGAUGAGCUCUUUGGGGGUUCAUUGUCCCUAAACCCUUCUGCAGUCUCCUGACCUUCACCUUAGGGCUUCUUUAGCUUUUCCCCUGCCCAGUGGGGAAAAUGGCUGUCUGGGCUCAAAUGUGGUAGUCUGGCCUUUGCUGGCUCCAGCCACUGGGCCCUUACGGUAGUGGGUGGUGUGACCCAGGACUUGUUUUGUUAUUUCAGAGCCAAAGGGGAUGUUCUUGGCAGGAGUGGGUCUGGCCAGCUAUGUGGGUAAAAGGGCGUCCUUCCCUAUCCUGCAUGGCAUGGUUUCUCGUGGUGCCUUGGGACUUCGUAAGGUUCCACCCUGAGCCAGAUUUUGCUGUCAUUCCUGAUUUGAGCUGGAACUCUUGCUGGACUGGCCCUGAGUGCUGGGAUUCCUAAGGCCGCACACUCUGAGGGUGUAAUUUGGGCCUGACCUGGCCUGGUGGUGCCCUGGUGAGCCUGCAGCCUCCCCACAGAGACCCAGCCUUCCCAGGAACCCCAACCCAGUCCCCUGAGCUAACGAAAUACAGCAGGCUAGAGGUCACUGGGCCUAAGAUCAGUUGGGGGGACAACCAGUAGCUUUCCGGCAGCAGUGCCAGAAAGGGGUAUUGCUGAGUGAGGGCUCAGAAGGGCAGGGGGUGGGAAAGGGGCGAGACGGGAGCCCACAGACAGGAAUCUGUGGAUGAUUAACUCAGCCACAGGGCCAACCCAGGAAGAGGGCUCAGCUAACAGGACCUUUGGACUCGGGCAGAACUCCCAGAGGGGAGCAUGUGGUCUACAGAAGAGGAGGACAUGGCUGGGUGGCAGGGCUGGGCUCUGAGGCCCAGAGUGAGAUCAGGCAGCUAUGGGCUUCAGGAAGUCUCCUUGGGCGGGCAGAUGGCCUAUGCCUGCAGCAGCAGCUGUGGGGUCCACCAGUCCUGAGCCUUCAGAGAGUAGGUGUGGGGGGGCCUCCUGUCUCUGGUCCUGCAACAGCCCUGACUGGUCUUUUCUUCCCCUUAGGCAGCUAUGGGCACCAGGCAGUGCUGAGAGCAGUGGGGCAUGGCUGCAACCCUGCAGGUCAUACCCCGCCUGGCCCGAGCCCCCUUGUGCCCACUCCCCUGGUGGGGCCCAGUGGCCCGGCUGGCCAGCGGCAUGGCCCUACCGGAGCAGGCGCAGCAACUGUUUGAGAGUGCUGUUGGUGCUGUGCUGCCGGGCCCCAUGCUACACCGGGUCCUGACGUUGGACCCUACCGGCAGGCAGUUGAAGGUGCGGGACCGGAGCUUUCAGCUGCGGCACAACCUCUACCUCGUGGGCUUUGGCAAGGCUGUGCUGGGCAUGGCGGCUGCCGCCGAGGAGCUCCUGGGCCAGCAUCUCGUGCAGGGUGUGAUCAGUGUUCCCAAGGGGAUCCGAGCUGCCAUGGAGCAUGCUGGCAAGCAGGAGAUGCUGCUGAAGCCUCACAGCCGUAUCCAGGUUUUCGAGGGUGCUGAGAACAACCUGCCAGACCGUGAUGCACUGAGGGCUGCGCUGGCCAUCCAGCAGCUGGCCGAGGGGCUCACGGCUGAUGACCUGCUGCUGGUGCUCAUCUCAGGCGGAGGCUCAGCCUUGCUGCCAGCCCCCAUCCCACCAGUCACACUAGAGGAGAAGCAGACACUCACCAAGCUGUUGGCAGCCCGCGGAGCCACCAUCCAGGAGCUGAACACCAUCCGGAAGGCCCUGUCCCAGCUCAAGGGUGGGGGGCUGGCUCAGGCCGCCUACCCUGCCCAGGUGGUGAGCCUGAUUCUGUCUGAUGUGGUGGGUGACCCCAUGGAGGUGAUCGCCAGCGGCCCCACUGUGGCCAGUGCCCACAAUGUGCAAGAUUGCUUGCACAUCAUCAACCGCUACGGCCUCCGCGCUGCCCUGCCGCGUUCCGUGAAGACUGUGCUUGCGCGGGCCGACUCUGACCCCCACGGGCCAUACAGCUGUGGUCAUGUCCUCAACGUGAUCGUUGGUUCCAAUGUGGUAGCGCUGGCUGAGGCCCAGCGGCAGGCCCAGGCACUGGGCUACCGGGCUGUGGUGCUGAGUGCAGCCAUACAGGGUGAUGUGAGAAGUGUGGCCCAGUUCUACGGGCUGCUGGCCCGAGUAGCUGGAGCCCGCCUCAUCCCGCCUGGGGCCUGGGCUUCUGGGGAGGAGGAUGCAGAACUGUACAGGCUUGAGGCCGAACUCCAGCUCCCAGACCUGCAGCUGGAAGAAGCUCUGGAGAUUGUGGCAGGGGCUCAGGGUCCCGUCUGCCUGCUGGCUGGAGGCGAGCCCACUGUGCAGCUGAGGGGCUCAGGCAAGGGUGGCCGGAACCAGGAGCUGGCCCUGUGUGUCGGAGCAGAGCUAGGACGGCAGCCACUGGGGCCUAUUGACGUGCUGUUUUUGAGUGGUGGCACCGACGGGCAGGAUGGACCCACAGAUGCUGCUGGGGCCUGGGUCACGUCUGACCUUGCCAGCCAGGCCGCCACCGAGGGGCUAGAUGUGGCCACCUUCCUAGCCAACAAUGACUCACAUACCUUCUUCUGCCGCCUCCAGGGCGGGGUACACCUGCUGCACACAGGGCUGACUGGCACCAAUGUUAUGGAUGCCCACCUCUUGUUCCUGCGGCCACGGUGAUGGCAUGGGUCACACUUUGGGAGGCCAGAGUAGGCCUGCAAGGGCAGCAUCCUGGGAAGACCCGGGUUGGUUCCCAGGGUCUCACUAGGCUAAGGCCCCUCCUUGCCUUGGCCCUGGCUGCU